This is a messenger RNA of Cornus florida, 2013 nucleotides long. RefSeq names its product aspartyl protease family protein 1-like. The record is from RefSeq and is a predicted model, not a curated record. The transcript is spliced from 10 exons. The coding region runs from base 171 to 1772 and encodes 533 amino acids. Gene Ontology annotation, molecular function: aspartic-type endopeptidase activity. Gene Ontology annotation, biological process: proteolysis. Lineage: Eukaryota; Viridiplantae; Streptophyta; Magnoliopsida; Cornales; Cornaceae.
ACACGUAAAAGAAUUCAAGCAAAUCUCUCUCUAGUCAUUUUUUAUUCUCUCUCUCUAUUCUCCUCUUCUCUAUUCUCCUCUUCUUUAAAUAUACAUAUAUAUCACAAUUGGUUUCAGAGCAAUCUGGUUUCAAUUCAGCCUGAUUCCCGUGAAACUUAUACCCAGUUCAAAUGGGUUCUUCUUCUAAUUAUGUUUUGAUUUCUGGGUACUUGGUUUUUCUGAUAUUGAUUUGGGGUUCGCAGAGCUGUGAUGGGUUUGGUACGUUCGACUUCACUAUCCACCACAGGUACUCUGACCCGGUUAAGGGGAUUCUGGACCUCGAUGGCUUGCCGGAGAUGGGUAGUCGCCAGUACUAUGCUGCUAUGGCCCACCGUGAUCGCUUCAUCCGGGGACGUGGCCUCGCCGACGCCGUCAAUUCCACCCAUCUCACUUUCAUGGACGGUAACGAGACUUAUCGGAUCAGUUCGCUGGGAUUUUUGCACUAUGCCAAUGUUUCUGUGGGGACGCCAGCUUUAUAUUUUCUUGUGGCGCUUGACACUGGUAGCGACCUGUUUUGGUUACCAUGCGAUUGCACCAGUUGUGUGCGUGGCUUAAAGACACGGGCUGGAGAUGUAAUAGACCUUAGUAUUUACAGCCCUAAUACCUCAUCGACAAGCACGAGGGUUUCCUGCAACAGUACAUUGUGUAGUCAACAAAGUCGAUGCUCUGCGUCACGCAACACUUGUCCCUAUCAAGUUAGGUAUCUUUCUAAUGGUACUUCCUCUACUGGUCUAUUGGUAGAGGAUGUGUUGCACUUAACUACAGAUGACAGUCAACUAAAAGCUGUUGAGCGACAAGUUACGUUUGGCUGUGGUAUUAUUCAAACUGGUUCGUUCUUGGACGGUGCUGCUCCCAAUGGUCUGUUUGGGCUUGGUAUGGAAAAUAUAUCUGUUCCUAGCAUUUUAGCAAGUGACGGGCUUGUUGCGAAUUCCUUUUCCAUGUGUUUUGGACAAGAUGGAAUUGGUAGAAUCAGUUUUGGAGAUAAAGGUAGCUCAGACCAAGGAGAAACACCAUUCAAUCUUGAUGAAUUACAUCCAACUUACAAUAUCAGCGUGACACAAAUAAUUACGGAGAAGAAAACCACUAAUCUUAGUUUCGAUGCAAUAUUUGACACUGGUACCUCAUUCACAUACUUAAAAAACCCAGCUUAUGCAGAGAUUUCUGAGAGUUUCAAUUCCCGUAUCCGAGACAAACGGGACACAUCUAAUUCCAGUCUUCCUUUUGAAUAUUGUUACGAAAUAAGUGAAAAUCAAACGACCAUUGACAUUCCCAAUUUGAAUUUAACGAUGAAAGGGGGAAGUCAAUUUUAUGUUUCUGAUCCCAUAGUUAUAGUUCCUCCUCUUCAGAGUGGACCAUAUUUAUAUUGUUUGGGCCUUCUCAAGAGUGGGGAUAUAAGUAUCAUUGGACAAAACUUCAUGACAGGCUACCGUAUUGUUUUUGAUCGUGAGAAGAUGGUCUUGGGCUGGAAAGAAUCCGACUGUUAUGAUUCUAAAAAAUCCAACACUCUACCAAUCGCCCCACGAAGCUCCACUGCAGUUCCUCCUAGUACUGCUCCCGGUGCUACUGUUGUACCAGAAGCGACAUCUAAUCCUGGUAAUGGUUCCCCAAAUUCCAGUCCUUCAACUGUGCCGCCGCCAUCCAAUUAUUCACCCCGCUUGAGUUCCUUCACUUGCACAGUCUUGAUGGUCUCCUUUUCUCUCUUUAUCCAUUGUUUCAUCAUUCUUUUCUCCUGAGUUUUUCCAGGCAUAGUAUUGUAUUUUAUUGUCAUUUGUUUGAGAUGUAAUACACCACAGAUUGGAGGCAUUGUUGGCUUCCUUUUUUUCAGCAUCAACACAAACCUUGGGUUGUAUAUAUGGUUUUGAUCAUCAACAUAUCUUUGUAUAACAAUAGAGAGAGAUCAUUUAUAUACCAAUUUUUUUUUUUUUUUUUAUGAAUUUAAAUAUUAAAGUUACACUCUCUCGAGUUUAAAACUCA